AUGAAGGUGUUCUGCCGCUUUGCUCCGCCGCCAGCGGACCGCCCCCCCACCGCCACUGCCACGGCGGCGUCGGCUGCAAUCCUCGGUGUAAACACAUCAACGGGCGGGCAUUGUUGUAUCUCUAGGGGCUCAACUGAGGCCACUCUUCUUAUGCGAGCUGAAGGACCUUCCUCGGCGGCGGCAACGACAGCAGCUGCGUCUGCCAUCACCACCGGUACACGCGUCAGCCUCGCUGACCCCGUCACUCUUAGCAAGGCGUCGUUUUCCUGCGAUGGUGUUUUUCUCCCUUCAGUAGCCGCGGCAGCAACAUCAGGGGCUAUGGCUGCUCAACAACAACAACACCUCUAUGACGCCACGUGCCGGUGUCUGCUGGAGCCGGCGCCGCUCCUACUCGAGCAGAAGCGGCGGUGGGACGGCAGCGCCCCCGUGCCGAUGGCGGCACGUCGUAUUUACCUCGCCUAUGGACAGACAGCGAGUGGCAAGACGUACAGCCUCUUUGGCGAGACCCCCACGCGGCCUGGCGCCGAGGGACUGUCCCCUUCGGCAGGCGUGGUGCCUCGCUACCUGCACGAUGUGUUCUACUCAAGGAACGGCACAGCGCAGCAUCGCCUAGGAGGCACUGACAGUGGCAGCGCUGCCGAGGACGUCUUUGUUGAUCUUUCGUGCUUUGAGGUGUACAGCGAGGUGGUGACUGAUCUGGUUGCGCUCUCCGUCGUACUGUCGGCGUCGGACUUCCCAUACUCCACUAGCACGGCUGGGGCAGCACGAGGCAGCGCGGGCCGCCGCCUGAGCUCCAAGGCUCCGACUGACGCUGCAGCAGCAGUGCCCCACUCCCUGCGGUCUUCCGACCUACGGCGCCAGCUGCCAGUGUGGGUGGCACACCACCUGUACUGCAGUGAGCAACAGCCAGACGACGCUGACUCGUACGCGCAGGAGGAAUUGUUGUGUACGCGUGGUGAGAGCUCCGUGUCGGAAGCGACGGCCCGCACUGCCGCCGCUGGAGCAGCGGCCGCGCCGUUCGUAUCGUCGCCGACCCUGUCGCGGUUUCUCAAGACUGAAUACAAGGCUACUGAAAAACAGAAGGUGCUGCGGUCACUGGAGCGGGCACGAUGCACGACCUUCACCGAGGCGCAGGCAGUCCUACAGGCCCUCCUCGCACUGCGGCAGGCGUGCACCACCAGUCGCAACCAGAGCUCCUCCCGUGGUCAUCUUGUCCUAUGUGUCCAGGUCUACGCGCGUGCUGCGUCGGACAGUCCGGCAGGCGAGUGGAUGAUGCAGCACGAGACAGCUUUUGUGGAUCUUGCUGGAUCAGAGAGCGGCAAGCUCACCGAUGUGGACGUAGCCGAUGUGCGCGCCUCUCAGGUGGUGCACCAUCAGCCGAAGCGGCGAACACAGGCAACCACCAGCGCAGCGUCCUCGUCACGCGCGAGCAGCCAGCACAGUCGCAUCUUACUGGAUACGUCCAUGCAAUCUGACGUCUCCUCGAAGCAAAGCGGUAUCAGCAUCAGCACCACCACCACUACGAACUCGGCGUAUCAUCGCUCUCUCCUCCGCCCAUCUCCCGAGGAAGACAAGAAGGCGGCACAAGCACGGCGGCGACGCGAGACACGGUCCAUCAAUGCAAGUCUCCUGGCCCUUCGCAAGGUUUUCCGCGCCCUCUAUGAGGCGACACACCUGAGCCAUAUAGCCGUCACUCGAGAGUUGGCGGCGACAACACUCACACGUCGGCCGCCGCUGCGCCAUGCCCCCUUCAAGGACAGCGCUUUAACGGCAAUUCUCGAGCCCUUUCUGGUCCCGCAGCUCUCCGCAGCGCCUCCACCCUCCUCCACUUCCCCGAGUUCACCAUCGAGUGCGGCAGCCGUGCACGUCGUGCUGCUGGUGUGCUGCUCCAGCCGGUCCGUCGACUUCUUCGAGACAGUCUCCUCCCUGCGGCUGGGGGCGGAGGCGAGCGCCGUUAACCCGGAGGUCGUUCUGCGCGCGCUGCCAGUGCAACAACGCGAGCGACAACACCAGCCGCAGCUCUAUGCGUGUGUCACCCAUUCGCAGUCACACCACAACAGCAUCAGCUGCCGUCACCAUGGCGGCAGCACAUGCGCGGUUCGUGUUCCCCACGUGCUCUUCCGCAGCGCGUCGGCGCCGAAUCAACGGCUGGCACUUACAGGCGACGAGGAUGAGGUGAGGAAGGAGGACACCUUCAGUGGGUGCGCCAGCGCUCCCGGCAUCAGCGCCGCAGCUGACACUCGACUACGGCGCACGAGCGCGGCGUGCAGCGCUGCGUUAAGUGAGCCCCACGACCGGUGCAGGCCUGGUGAAGUCAUCAUGAGCGCCGCCGACGCUUCCCGACUCCGUGAUGAGGCUCUCCAGUACAAAGAAAUGGCCCAGAAGCUGUACAAGCAGUGCAAGUCCCUCUGCGAGAGCUAUGAUGAGUGUGUUGAUGAGCUGCGGUGGUACCGCGUCGCGCUGUCGGAGAGAGACGCCCGCGUCGCUGAGCUUGAGGCAGAACUCGCAGAAGUGAGUCAUUCACACGGAGCAGACUCAUCGCGGCGGCUGCAGAAGCCUCUGCCAAAGUCGCUGCAGCCGCGCACCCCAACAGAAAGCCGGAACAGCGCCACCGCCUGCGGAUCGCCUGCCGCACGCACGCCUCAUUCGUUGCCCCUUCAAUACAGGAACCGAGAAGCGGCUGCAGAAGAUGAGUCCCCCAAGGUCAUUCCAACCGCUAACAAUGGCGGUAGGCUGGAGGAAAAUGCCGCCCCUGCGGAGUCUGCCACAGCAUUGGUCGCUGCGAGGCGUAUGCGAGCCACUCCCACCAGCUCUACAGCACGAGAAGACAGUGAACGGUGGAUGGUGAGCGUGUCACCCUUCUCCACUGCGUCGCUCGCAGCAGGGACGGUAGUCCGCACGGCAGUGGUGCCCGACGACGUGGAGAGGCUCGAGGAAGCGGUUGGUGUCGACGGCAGCAGCGUUAGCGUUAGCGACGACACACGGUGGCCAAGGGGGAGAAGCAGUCGAAGCAACAGCAGCAGCAGCAGCACUGGUGGGCAACGCUGCAGGUCAACGAUUGAGCGACAGCAGCAGCACGCUCGAUGCGUCAUGAACACUUUCCUAGCGCGGCAGAUAUUCCCUCCCGAUGCGCCAGUGAAACCGACCCUGUCCACAUCGCCAUCCCGCGCGAGCUCUUCCUCUCCCCUCCUGCCGACGCUCUCAGCGUGCGGUACUGUGGCGACCGCAUCGUCGACGGCGCAACAGCAGCGGCAGACACGAAGCCACAUCAACUACCAAGAGAACGAGAGAGGCCCAUGCGUUCUGCACGAACACGAAUCCGAAGGCGAUGGGAGUCCGCUCACAGGGAAAGUGCACCUCGCAGCCGGCGAACCAUCACGCGCGAAAGAGUCGAUCGAGGGAAGUGCCGCUAUUGCCGCGACCUCUGCCUUCCUAUCGGCGCCGUUGCGUCAGCUGCACAACACGCCCCGCUCCUCCUCCUCCUCCUCAUCCGCCGACGCAACGGCGUCGUCCUCGCUGAAAGGGAGGGACAUCGUCAGUGCCGUGAGGUCUGCCUGCGACAGUGUCACGGUGGAGCCCGAGGCUGACUCAGCGAUCUUCCCGUCCUCUGCGGUUCCUGCCGCGUACGAGGCCGUUGCGCCAGCGGCAUCAGUCUCAACAUUGCCAGCCACGGCGACAUGGACGAAGAACUUGAAGAGCCGCAGUGCGGUGCACACUGUCUCGCACGACUCUCCGCUUCAGGGAACGUCGAGGCAGGCAAUCGCCAUGUCGAUGGACCGCAACGGUGAGUUACCUCACGCAGAGGCGGCGGCCGGCGGCGACGAGGAGGACGCCGUCGAGGAAGUGGUGAUCCAACUCAAGGAGCACGAGCAUUGUGACUCUCCUCUCAUCCUCGCGGCGACGUGUCAGUCGGCGGAAACCGUUCGGCGUGUAGAGAAGAACAGAGCGCCCUUGAUGCCGCCCUGCCGCAACUCUUCUCUCGGUGCAGUUGCCUCGGUACCCGUGACGCGGCCGACGUCGCCUCUCACGCAGGUGUACUACCUGUGA
Messenger RNA from Leishmania braziliensis MHOM/BR/75/M2904, 4047 nucleotides. RefSeq names its product putative kinesin. The record is from RefSeq and is a predicted model, not a curated record. Bases 1 to 4047 code for a protein of 1348 amino acids. The transcript has a single exon. Gene Ontology annotation, biological process: microtubule-based movement. Gene Ontology annotation, cellular component: kinesin complex; microtubule. Lineage: Eukaryota; Euglenozoa; Kinetoplastea; Trypanosomatida; Trypanosomatidae. Gene Ontology annotation, molecular function: ATP binding; ATP hydrolysis activity; microtubule motor activity.